AAAGAACUCAUGAACAAUGCGGCAUUAAAAUCCUAAAACCCUUUUCUAUACAUGCAUGUGACUCUGUUGUGAAAAUGUUUAAAAAUACUAAAACCCCAUUAAUUGCAAAAAAAUAAAAUAAAAAUCAAAUUCUCAUUAUUCUUCCAUUCUCUUUUUAUUUUUCUUUGUGUGUUGUUGUUGUGAAUUGAACCAUCCAUCAUUUCAAUUCAACAGUGGCUAUGCCGGCAAUCCAAAAAUCGCGGACCGGUGAACAAACAACGGGGCCGUAUCAACCAGCGCCGCCGCUACUCGUCUCCGACUCGUUCGCCAAAGACGCAAUUCUUGCAUGGUUUCGCGGUGAGUUCGCCGCCGCCAACGCAAUAAUCGAUUCUCUGUGCGGCCACCUCGCUCAAGUUGCUUCGUCUUCCAAUGAUUACGAUUCGGCGUUUGCUGCUAUCCACCGCCGGCGUUUCAAUUGGAUCCCUGUUAUUCAGAUGCAGAAGUAUCACUCCAUAGCUGAUGUUUCUCUCGAACUGCGUAAGGUCGUUGAGAAGAAAGCCGACUCUCUUGAUGGAGAGACGAAGAUCUCAGAGGAACGGGAAAUCGUUGAGGAAGUGGUGGAAUGCGUCGGAAAUGAAGGGGAGGAAGCUCCGGCGGAGAUGACGGAGGUGUGUCAUUCGCCGGACAGUGAGAUCACUGAUUCAGGAUCGCAGCAAAUACAACACAGUUUUAUCAACAAAAGUAUAUGUUCAAAUCAUGAAGAAUGUGAAGGACGUUCUUCACAGAUAAAGUUGACCAAAGGCUUCACAACAAGGGAGUUCAUGAAAGGGCAUCCGGUGAAUGCCGUGAAAGGAUUGAGGUUGUAUGAAGAUAUUUUUUCUGAAUCAGAAAUGUGCAAGCUGACUGAUUUUGUGAAAGAGAUCCACGCUGCUGGCCAGAAAGGAGAACUUUCAGGUGAUACUUUUAUAUUAUAUAACAAACAGAUCAAGGGGAACAAGAGAGAGCUGAUUCAGUUAGGUGUUCCCAUAUUUGGACAGAUAAAAGACGACGUCAAAAGCAACAUUGAGCCAAUUCCAUCACUUCUCCAAGGUGUCAUUGAUCACCUUAUUCAGUGGCAAUUAAUUCCAGAGUACAAAAGGCCAAAUGGCUGCAUCAUCAACUUCUUUGAGGAGGAGGAGUUUUCUCAGCCAUUCUUGAAACCACCGCAUUUGGAUCAACCUCUAUCCACCCUUCUUCUCUCUGAAUCUACCAUGGCUUUUGGGCGUAUUCUUAUGAGUGAAAAUGAUGGGAAUUACAAAGGUCCACUCAUGCUCCCUUUGAAGCAAGGAUCUCUUUUAGUGAUGAAAGGAAACAGCGCUGACAUGGCAAGGCAUGUGAUGUGUCCAUCCCCAAACAAAAGGGUGAGCAUUACCUUCUUUAGAGUGAGAGAAGACUCCUAUCAAGGCCCAUCAACAAGUCCUCCAACUACGACUUCUGCGAUGACUCUUUGGCAACCCAGCAGUGGCAGUCCAGAUGCUUUGUCAAAUGGAGCACUGGGGGGAUGCGACGCUAUGGAUAUGAUGCCCAAAUGGGGUACUCUCGGUGCUCCAAUGGUCAUGCUAGCCCCUAUGCACCGUAUGCCGCUGAGUCCGUGUGAACUUCCUCGCGGUGGAACUGGGGUUUUCUUGCCUUGGAAGGGGCAGCCCAAAAAACAACCACGGCAUCUUCCACCGCGAGCCAACAGAGGUCGACUUAUUGCAUUACCUUCCCCUGUGGAAUCACCCAGGGAAGUAGCUGCUUCUGAACCCACCAUUACUGUUGAAGGAUAGGCAUGAUUUCCGACUCAGAGCAGCCUUGGGUUUAAAGAAAUGUGAAUCGAGAAAGGGGCUUUCAUGCCUCAGUUAUGUGCUCUAGACUCUGGAGUAACUUAUUUUGUUGUACAAAUGGGCCCAGGUGCUGCUGCCAGAAGAGUUCAUUUCAUUCAUUUUCUUCAUACUUUUCUUUGUAGUUGCUUUUAGAUAUCUUAGACGGUAGUGUUCAUGAAUAGUUUAUUGUGGGUUCCGAUCAGCUUAUAUAGGUUUUGGAGAUGUUUAGCUUCCUAGUUUGGCGAAAUGUGAAUUAAUAUCAAAGGGUAAAAUUUUGUAUGAAUGGUUAUUUACAUUUUCAUUUUAGACUAUCAAAUCAUCACGAGGAUGCCUGGUUUGAGUCAUUUACUUAGUAAUCGGUCUUCGUGAAAUAUUACGAUUAUUAUUAUUUAUAAAAA
This is a messenger RNA of Cicer arietinum (chickpea), 2221 nucleotides long. RefSeq names its product RNA demethylase ALKBH10B-like. NCBI's taxonomy places the organism in Eukaryota, Viridiplantae, Streptophyta, Magnoliopsida, Fabales, Fabaceae. The record is from RefSeq and is a predicted model, not a curated record. Gene Ontology annotation, molecular function: mRNA binding; demethylase activity. Gene Ontology annotation, biological process: mRNA catabolic process.